This is a messenger RNA of Lepus europaeus (European hare), 2743 nucleotides long. It is a transcript of the gene RGS3, whose product is annotated as regulator of G protein signaling 3. Gene Ontology annotation, cellular component: nucleus; plasma membrane. The coding region runs from base 35 to 1999 and encodes 654 amino acids. Gene Ontology annotation, biological process: signal transduction. The transcript is spliced from 11 exons. Gene Ontology annotation, molecular function: protein binding. NCBI's taxonomy places the organism in Eukaryota, Metazoa, Chordata, Mammalia, Lagomorpha, Leporidae. The record is from RefSeq and is a predicted model, not a curated record.
GUCCUCCACAGGCCUGGGGAAGAAGUCCCGGCUGAUGAAGACGGUGCAGACCAUGAAAGGCCAUGGGAACUACCAGAACUGCCCGGUCCUGAGGCCGCACGCCCCGCACUCCAGCUACGGCACCUACGUCACCCUGGCCCCCAAGGUGCUGGUGUUCCCCGUCUUUGUUCAGCCACUGGAUCUCUGCAACCCUGCCCGGACCCUCCUGCUCUCAGAGGAGCUGCUGCUGUACGAGGGGAGGAACAAGGCUGCCCAGGUAACCCUGUUUGCCUACUCGGACCUGCUGCUCUUCACGAAGGAGGACGAGCCUGGCCGCUGCAAUGUCCUGAGGAACCCCCUGUACCUCCAGAGCGUGAAGCUGCAGGAAGGCUCUUCCGAGGACCUGAAAUUCUGUGUGCUGUACCUGGCAGAGAAGGCAGAGUGCUUAUUCACUUUGGAGGCACACUCACAGGAGCAGAAGAAGAGAGUGUGCUGGUGCCUGGCGGAGAACAUCGCCAAGCAGCAACAGCUGGCAACCUCGCCCCUGCAGAGCAAGAUGUUUGAGACCGAGGCAGAUAAGAGGGAGAUGCCCUCAGCUGAAGGGAAGGGGCCGGCUGCCGAGGCCCCCCCACCCAGCACGGACCCCUCUUCUGGCCAGGAGCCUCCUCCAGGGCCAGAGCCACCCCUCAGCCAGGACCCGCCCAGCAGAGAUGCACCCACCUGCGCAGAACCCACUCCGGGGCAAGAAGCCCCACUGAGCAAGGACGCCACGCCAUGCCAGGAACCGCCUCCGGCCCAGGACCCCCCACCCCGCGGUGACCUAUCUGCUGGCCAAGAGCCCCCUCCCAGCCAGGACACUCCACUCAGCAAAGACAUCCCUGCCAUCCGAGACCCCCUGCCCUGUCAAGGCCUGCCUCCCAGCCCUCCUCCGCUGGCUGAGACCGCGAGCACAGGGGACCCCCCAGCGGCCCCCGGGGCCCCGCCUGCCGCCUCCAGGCCCGCCUUUGUGAUCCCCGAGGUCCGGUUGGACAGUGCCUACAGCCACAGGGCAGGGGCCGAGGGGGGCAGCUCAGGAGAGGAGGAGGAGGAUGCAGAAGAGGCAGAGGAGGGCGAGGAAGGGGAGGAAGAUGAGGAGGAGGACACGAGCGAUGACAACUACACGGAGCGCAGCGAGGCCAAGCGCAGCAGCAUGAUCGAGACAGGCCCGGGGGCCGAGGGCGGCCUCUCGCUGCGGGUGCAGAACUCACUGCGGCGCCGGACGCACAGCGAGGGCAGCCUGCUGCAGGAGGCCCGCGGGCCCUGCUUCUCCUCGGACACCACCUUGCACUGCUCGGACGGCGAAGGCGCCGCGUCCUCCUGGGCCAUCCCUUCACCCCGCACCCUCAAGAAGGAGCUGGGCCGCAAUGGGGGCUCCAUGCACCAUCUGUCCCUCUUCUUCACAGGGCACAGGAAGAUGAGUGGGGAUGAUGACGAAGCCUCCCGGAAGAGAAAGAGCAAAAACCUAGCCAAGGACAUGAAGACCAAGCUGGGCAUCUUCAGGAGGCGGAACGAGUCCCCUGGGGCCCAGCCGGCGGGCAAGGCAGACAAAAUGAUGAAGUCAUUCAAGCCCACCUCGGAGGAAGCCCUCAAGUGGAGCGAGUCCUUGGAGAAGCUGCUGCUGCAUAAGUAUGGCUUAGCCGUGUUCCAGGCCUUCCUCCGCACGGAGUUUAGCGAGGAGAACCUGGAGUUCUGGCUGGCUUGUGAGGACUUCAAGAAGGUCAAGUCGCAGUCCAAGAUGGCAGCCAAAGCCAAGAAGAUCUUUGCCGAAUACAUCGCGAUCCAGGCGUGCAAGGAGGUCAACCUGGACUCGUACACGCGGGAGCACACCAAGGACAACCUGCAGAGCGUCACGCGUGGCUGCUUCGACCUGGCCCAGAAGCGUAUCUUUGGGCUCAUGGAAAAGGACUCGUACCCCCGCUUCCUCCGCUCCGACCUCUACCUGGACCUCAUUCAGCAGAAGAAGAUGAGUCCCCCGCUUUAGGAGCCGCUGGAGUGGAGCUCACCUUCAGAGCAGGCAGUCUGGGCCCCCCGCCCACCUGCCUUCCUCCCCACUGCGACAGAGGGGGCAGGCAAGCCCCCAGAGGACAGACGGACGGACACUGGGAUGCGAGGCCAGGUCCAAGGAGACCCAGGCCGCUGGAAGAGUAGAAGGGCUGGGUCCCCGCUGGGUCCCCACUGUCCCGGUACGAGGGGGCCCAGGGCCCUGGCAGGGCGGGGGCCCCGGCGGAGCCAGAUCUGGAGCUGCCGCUCCCGGCCGCAGACUUCGGAGACUUCGCGUUGACCAAGUUCCUUAGAGAGCUGGCUGAAGGGGCAGGAGGCCUGGGCCUGGGCUCGGGGCCCCGCUGGGGGCUGUGGGGCUCGGCAGUGCGGCCCCCCGCCUUGAGUUCUAUUUAUUGAAACAGCAGCUGGACGCUUGGCCGUCAUGCCGCGCUAGGAAGCCCUUGCCGCGUCAGUUUCCCUCAUUUCCAAGUGCAAUAUUUUAACCAGCGCCUUGUGAAAAGCCACCUGCCAGACGAGGGGCCGCCAUUCUCCAGGUUCAGGGCGUUUGCUGGUCUCAGGCACCAGGGGUGGCAGCAGGGCCUUCUGGACUGAUGGGGCCUGGAGGGCACCGCGGGCUGACCUCACAGACACCUGGCACGGGUGGGGUGUCGCUUGGCGGCUCUGGGCAAGCAUGGCACCCUCAGACUACACAGUAGCCAAGUUCUGGAACAAAUAAAAGGCCUGU